This is a messenger RNA of Penicillium bovifimosum, 1323 nucleotides long. RefSeq names its product metalloendopeptidase WSS1. The record is from RefSeq and is a predicted model, not a curated record. Lineage: Eukaryota; Fungi; Ascomycota; Eurotiomycetes; Eurotiales; Aspergillaceae. The coding region runs from base 1 to 1323 and encodes 440 amino acids. The transcript is spliced from 2 exons.
AUGAGGGAGCUAGAUCCCCUCAUCUCGGAGUAUCGUCAUGAAAAGACGCGGCCGCGGGAGUCAGAGGCGCUCUUGAUCUUGCGCAAAGUCGCCUCCCUGGUUAAACCGAUCAUGCGACAGCGUGCCUGGCGAGUGGGUGCGCUAUGUGAGUUCUAUCCCCAGCAGCGAAAUCUGCUAGGACUGAACGUCAACAUGGGCCAGAAGAUUUGCCUGAGAUUACGGUAUCCUUCUGAUCAACGACAAUUUCUACCUAUUGAAGAGGUUGUGGAUACUAUGCUGCAUGAACUUGCUCAUAAUGUGAUCGGUCCUCAUAAUCAGCAAUUCCAUGCAUUAUGGAACCAACUUCGUGAUGAGCACGAAGAGCUCGCCAUGAAAGGAUAUACCGGAGAGGGCUUCUUAUCACAGGGAAAGCGUCUGGGCGGCCAAAGAAUCCCACUAGAUGAAGCCCGACGUCAAGCUCGUGCCGCUGCUGAGCAGCGUAGGAUUCUGUCCAAGAAUUCCGGCAAAAAGCUCGGCGGCGCACCCGUGCUCCGAGGAACGGACAUACGCAAGCUUCGGGCUGAUGCCGCCCAGAGACGCAUUGAGGUCACCCAGGGCUGUGCUUCUGGUACAGACCGAAGCACGGAGCUUGCGGAAGAGGCCUCGCAUGGGUUCAGAACGCAGGCCGAGGAAGACGAUGCCAACGAGCGGGCUAUCAUGGAGGCCUUUAUCGAACUGAUACAGGAGGAGGAACGAGAGAAAUAUGAGUCUUCAUAUGUUCCGCCAAGUCAAGAAAACCCAGCAGGGCCUCGAACAAAGUCAUCGCCGCCGCCUGCUAUUUCCAAAGACUCUCCUGCUGCUUCUAACCCCCAGUCGGAACUGCCACAGACUGCCUCAUCGUCUGAUAAUCAGAAGAUUGUUGAUCUCACAGCGGAUAACAGCUCAUAUGAUGCACCCUGGAUCUGCUCAACGUGUACUCUCGAGAACCCACCUACAUUCCUAUGCUGUGAUGUCUGCGCAGCAGAACGCCCCACUCCGGGCAAUAAGCUGUCCACAUCCACGUCCACGUCCAAUCCUGGCCGACGAUCUACCGCACCAGUACGUUCGGGCCCGCGAAUCCCGAAGAAACGGUCUUUACCGUUUGACCGAAAUGAAGACAGGCAUGCAAAGCCUCGGGACACAUUCGCUCUAAAGAAUCGAACCCGUGCACUUGAUUCCUUGAAAGCAUUGGACCGUGAUGCAGACAAAAAGCCCCUUGGAUGGCUCUGCACCUCAUGCAGUAGCUUCAUGGAAAGUCAGUGGUGGACAUGUUCUUGCUGUGGGACGAUGAAGCCGUCCUCAUAA